GCUGUUUCUGUGUAUCUGCGAGAUACGCUACGCUUUUAUCUGGCAGCACAAAAGAAAUGCUCAAAUUAAAUGCGAAUUUAUGGUAUUCUUCAUCUCGUGCUGUGUUGUUUUUUGUUUUUUGUUGGUUUUUUCCUAGUGCUUGGCAGAUUUCUGCUUCCAUAUAUGGCAGAGAGAAACUUAACGGUCGUGAAAGCAACAAAAAAAAACCAAACAAUAUACAAUGAUAAUUCCUACUUUUGUGUGCAGCAAAUGAGGAAUAUCUAUUUUUGUGUGGGCCAGAGAUAAGUCGCAUCUAAAUAUAUAGUCAUAUAAAGAAAAUGGUGGAUUUAUACUGGGAGAGAGCGAGCUCUGUAAUUAAUUAUGUAUUUACACACAAGAACAAAUAUUGAAACGAGAGAUAAUCCGCCUAGGAACCCGGGAUUGUAUCUCUGAACAGGUUCCUUUGUGUGUGGAUACUCGUACUCGCAUAUAUUUGCUCUUACGAAGCAUUGACUCUGUUGAGGUUGAGGUCAUCCCCGCACAAUGUUCGUUUAUGAACAGAAAACGUUAUAUGGGAAUCCGGUACAAGGAUUCCAGCACCCAAAUACGAUGAUUUUUCGAUCUAGUUAGCUUUGAUUUCACAGUAAACUUAGUUUCCGACAUUUCACAGCUGUCGAACCUUCGAAUUUUCAACACAAGUAAAAUUAUGUCCGAAAUAGUGGGAAAGAGCAGUUCUUCCGGGUCCUUAACGCCCACAAAUCGUCGUCCGGUCCUCUCCACGAUGGAGCUAUUGGGAAGAUGCAAGCGACUGCUGGCGCUCAAGGAGAAUCAAACCAGCAACGAUUUGUAUGAGAUCAAGGAGCGCUUGUUGGUCGCCAUUUCCAACCCAUCUCUGACCCGCAUCGAUUCGCUGGCAAGCUUUAAAGAAAGGCCCAUUCCGUCACGGGUGAGCUCCUGUAGCGGAAGCUCCAGCAGCUCGAGCAGUUUGUCUUUGGUAUCUGGCAUUUCCGGAUCAUCGCCGGACUCGCAGAACUAUCGCACACACAUGCUAUGGGACUACGUCAAGGUGCAGGAUGGGUGCAGAGUGCAGCCAGAGCUGGCCACUCUGCCAAUGGAAAUACAGCAGCCGGUCAUACUCAAAGAGCUGAUCCAAUGUCUGGUCGGUGUCCGAGGCAUCUACAUUCAGCCCCUGCCGCCAGAUGAGAACGAUGGCGAUACUUAUUUUACCAUCGACAGUCAGCUGGACAAAAGUGUCACGGAGGUGGUGCAGAGCAUGCUGCCCCUGGCCACGUACUUCAUGGGCAUCCAGAGGAUCAUGGCGGCCGGCGAUGGCCACGGACAGGUACUCAACGCUCUCAAUUGUGCCCUCCAAGAUCUGACCAACGACUUCUACAUGCUGAUCUCGAAGGUGGACGAGGAGAUGAAGCGGCAGCAGAUGACGAUACAGAUGCUCCACUACUACCUGCAGCCCACUAUGUGGGUGAUGGAGGAAAUCUGGAAGGUGAUGCGGAAUAUUCAACAGAAUAAAUGCCAGGGGGCCGCAGUGCUGAACCAUCUGUACGGACGUAUAAGCCUGCUGGAGGGCAACAAUGCGGUCCAGCAGAUGAUGAUCAAUCUGACGAAUACGGCAGCCCAGCCGUACAUGCAAAAGCUGCAACUGUGGAUCCACAAGGGACAGCUGGUGGAAGACAGCAAUGAGUUCCUGGUGCAUGACAACGACACAGGACGCCUGUACACUAUGCCCGGUCGCUACUCGGACGACUAUUGGGAGAAACGCUACACCGUGUGCCGAGACGGGGUCACCACAUUUUUGAAGAAGCACACGGACAUGAUUCUGGCCACCGGCAAGUACCUGAACGUGAUCCGACUGUGCGGCAAGGGGACGCUGCCCAUCCAGGUGGUUAAACUGGACGAGCAGCUGCAGCCGACCAGUGGCGGGCGGAUCGAGAAGGUGAUCAACGAGGCCUACUACUUUGCAGCCAGCAUGCUCCUCAACCUGCUGCUGACGGAGCACGACCUGAUGGGGCACCUCAAGUCGGUGAAGAGUUACUUGCUGCUGGGCCAGGGCGACUUCAUCACACAGUUCAUGGACGCCUGUGAGACUGAGUUGUCCAAGAAUGUGGAUGACGUUCAGCCCAUGAUUCUGGAGAACCUGCUCGGUCUCACUCUGCGGCUCUCCUUGGCCCGCCACGACCCCUACAACGACGAUGUGCACUGCGAGCUGCUCACGUAUGACCUGGUCACCCAGCUGUCGAAGAUUUUGGGCCAUAAUGGGGAGGAAGAGGAGGCAGAAGAGUUGGAGGAGGAGCUGGAGGAGGAUCGCCGCCAGGACCUCACCGGCAUCGAGUGCUUUUCCUUCUCGUACGAGGCCAAGUGGCCCUGUUCGCUCGUCCUCAACCGCAUUGCCAUCUCCAAGUACCAGCUGCUCUUCCGCCAGCUCUUCUUCUGCAAGCACGCCGAGCGACAGCUCUGCAAGAUCUGGAAGAUGAACCACACGCAGAAAGGUCGGCCAUCGCGUCAGCUCACGGAACUGCACCGGUCGCUGUGCAUCUUGCGGCAGCACAUGAUGAACGCCAUACAGAAUAUCGAGUACUACAUGAUAUACGAGGUGAUUGUGCCCAAUUGGCAUCACUUUAUCGAGCGCUUGGAGACGGUGGAGAACGUGGACCAGGUGCUCGAGCACCACCAGAACUUCCUUGACGAGUGCCUCAAGAAAUGCGUCAUGACCGAAUCCUCGUACCUGAGUCGUGCCAUCUUUAAGCUGUGCAAGAUCUGCAUCGAUUUCUGCGACUUUGUCCAGCAGGAGAGCCUGUUGGAGCCGUCCGAGAGCCUUGUGGAGCGUGUCCAAUGUUUCGAUUGGGAAUUCAAGGACCUGCUGGUAUCGUUCCUACUGAAAAUCAAAUAUUCGGCCGGGAAAAACGCCAAUAGCCUUAUUAACCUGGUACAUUGGGUAAACGUCAAUGGAUUCUACACCAAUCAGAUGGAGAAGCUCUCCUCAGAAACAAACACAGACCAAGACGAAGACCAAGAUUCUGUUUGUUUAAUGAAUUAAAGAGUUUCGAAGUUAACUUAGAGAAGGACCUUUUAAUCUGCAAGGGUUCCUCAUUUCCCUUUAGCACCGAUGUUUUUCCAAGUUUCAUUUCCGCCUCGUGCUCAUUACCAUUUCUUCUCUGGGUUUCUUCGAACAAAAUGUAUUAUCAGCUUAAAUGAAUUCUUAAUGCAAAGACUCUUGUUUGCUGUUUCCUGCCUCUGUUUCCCAUUCGCUCUCGUACUCGGGUUUCUUGUCUAUCAAUUUCCUGUUCUAUUCAAGAGCUUUCUUUAAGAACUCGAUUUGCCAUUAACUUUCCAUUAUUAUUAUACAACAAUUUGCAUUACGAAUUGUGUUAAAGUUUCCUUUUGGCGCUGAGCCAAUGCCACACACACGUCUGAUUCCAUCUUGCACACUUCACAGAACAUUUGAAGAUCAGGCCACAUGACGGCAGUGCACCACAACGUAUGCACGAGGCGAUCCACCAAUGCCAAACCACUGAACCACGCAACCGCACAAUCGCGCACACUCAUGGAGAGGGGCGAAAACCACAGCAAUGACUUUAUUUUAAUUCGAAAUUCGCCUCGAGUUCUGUUCUUCUUUUCCUAUACUUGGGUUCCAUGGGUGAGUUUUCAGUUUUGUUUCAGUUUUUAGAUUGGCAUUAGUCAUCAUCAAUAGCCAUCGUCAUCGUCAGUCGUUCUCACCGCCAGCAGUUGCAUUUUGCUUUUGGUCUUUUGAGCAUACACUUGCAACAGGGUAUUCGAAUUCUAACCAGCUGUUGGCAAUGCAAAGAUCUGUCUUUUAUUGUCGGGAUCUGGUGUUACGGUUACUCUAGAGUGGGUUUAGUCAUGAUUGAAUCAUUGUAUUAUAUUUAGCUUACUUUUUAAGUUAACUUUAGAAACCUGCAGGCAGAAAUACGGUAGGUACUACAUCGAAGAAGAUUUGAUCGGAAAACAAGGCCACGAUCCUUAGUAAUAUAAUAUACUCAUACAGAUAUAGUCAAAAA
Drosophila miranda is the source of this 4013-nucleotide messenger RNA. RefSeq names its product gamma-tubulin complex component 2 homolog. Bases 686 to 3031 code for a protein of 781 amino acids. Gene Ontology annotation, molecular function: gamma-tubulin binding; microtubule minus-end binding. NCBI's taxonomy places the organism in Eukaryota, Metazoa, Arthropoda, Insecta, Diptera, Drosophilidae. The transcript has a single exon. Gene Ontology annotation, biological process: microtubule nucleation; mitotic cell cycle; cytoplasmic microtubule organization. Gene Ontology annotation, cellular component: gamma-tubulin small complex; centrosome; equatorial microtubule organizing center. The record is from RefSeq and is a predicted model, not a curated record.